AUGGAUUUGUGCUCUCUCUGCUGUACAGACGAAGCCGACUUGGGGGUUGCCCCCUACGACCGCAUUGCUGCGCACAUUGGCCUCUCAGAUGAUGAUCUGCUGGACUUCGAGAGCGACAAUGCGGAGGCCCCGACUUUGGGAGUUUCAACAACGAGGAGAAAGAGCCGCAAGCCCUCCAAAUUUAAAAAUAGAGUCAGUUCUGAGGUGUAUAAACUCGAGGAGUCUGUGAGACGCUCGCGAGAGCAGCAGCAGCAGCAGCAGCAGCAGCAAAGCCGAAACUCUUUCUCGCGCAGUUUCGGCAGCAGCAGCAGCAGAGGCUCUCGCAGCAGUGGAUCUUUUAGACGGUCCUCAAUUGACUUAGAAAAACCUGCUGCUUCUGCUGCUCCUGCUGCUGCUCCUGCUGCAGCAAAUGCAGCACCAGCAGCAGCAGCAGCACCAGCAGCAGCACCAGCAGCAGCACCAGCAGCAGCAGCAGUGCCCCGAAGCAGCAACUCCUCUCAGGAGCAGCUGCUGCGGCGCGUCUCUUCUGGUCGCAUGCGGACUCAGUCGAAAGUAGACAAAGACAGAGAAACAAAGAAAGAAGUAAAAGAAGAAACAAAUAAACAAAUUAAAACACCACAACACUCAGGCAGCAAAGAUCAACUGCUGCAACCAUCUGAUGAACAAAUGCAGCAAAGAAGAAUUUCAGGGGCUCGCCGCCUCAGCGAUAUGACGCCUGCAGAGAAAGCUCUUGAAAAACAGCGACUGCAAACACUUGUCAAAGAAUUUGCCAAGGAAGCAGUCGCUGGCUUCGAUGUCACCCUCGUAGACUUCACCAGAGAUAGAACGGCAUCUGCUACAUUUUCUAUGGAUAGACAUUUGCUACAUAUCACUUUGGAGUCGCACGACGAAGGAGAAAUGCCUUCUGCAGAUUUUGCUGUGCUGAGUUUGAGUGGUGCAUUUAAAGCAGAAGAAUAUUAUAAAGACAGUCAUUUAAAUACUUCUUCAAUUGAUCUCUCUCACGCUGUUGGAGAAAUGCCUUCUGCAGAUUUUGCUGUGCUGAGUUUGAGUGGUGCAUUUAAAGCAGAAGAAUAUUAUAAAGACAGUCAUUUAAAUACUUCUUCAAUUGAUCUCUCUCACGCUGUUGGUUGUCUGUUGACUUGGCGAAUAAAUGAAGGGAAAGAAAUAAUGCCUUUAAAAGGAAUUGAUGAUUAA
Eimeria acervulina is the source of this 1194-nucleotide messenger RNA. RefSeq lists its product as hypothetical. The transcript is spliced from 8 exons. The record is from RefSeq and is a predicted model, not a curated record. The coding region runs from base 1 to 1194 and encodes 397 amino acids. NCBI's taxonomy places the organism in Eukaryota, Apicomplexa, Conoidasida, Eucoccidiorida, Eimeriidae.